Messenger RNA from Populus euphratica (Euphrates poplar), 1095 nucleotides. RefSeq names its product RNA-binding (RRM/RBD/RNP motifs) family protein. Gene Ontology annotation, biological process: mRNA splicing, via spliceosome. Gene Ontology annotation, molecular function: U1 snRNA binding; mRNA binding. The record is from RefSeq and is a predicted model, not a curated record. Gene Ontology annotation, cellular component: U2-type prespliceosome; U1 snRNP; precatalytic spliceosome. The transcript has 4 exons. NCBI's taxonomy places the organism in Eukaryota, Viridiplantae, Streptophyta, Magnoliopsida, Malpighiales, Salicaceae. Bases 181 to 672 code for a protein of 163 amino acids.
AAAAAAGAUUAUAUUACCAUUUGGCUCUUCUACACAGUUUCUCAGAGAUGCUCUUAGGUCGUUGAGUCGGGCAACCGGAAGUUCUAAGCAGCAGCAGCAGCAUAGAGCAACUAAUUGGGAUUCGAAUUACGACUGAGGCAAGUAAGGAAGGCAAGUAAGGAAUUGGAAAAGAGAAAAGACAUGGAGGUAAUGUUGAUGAUGUCUCAAACAAGACCGCUUUCAACCGUCUCUAUCCCCAUACCCUCGUUGGCAAACGCAGUAUCUCAAAGAAAUUUCAAGAACCCAAAGACUUUGAACCUCAGGGCAUCAAUUUCCAACCCUAGUUUUCCUCUUGCAAGCAGAAUUAUGGUUACAAAUAUAGGACAUUAUAUCAGUGAAGCUACUUUGCAAAAGGAAUUUUCAAAUUUUGGUGAAAUAGCUGAAGUGAAGCUUGUGAAGGAUGAAACCAUUAAAAGGUCCAAACCAUAUGCAUUUAUUCAAUACACUUCUCAGGAUGAUGCCAUCCUUGCCCUGGAAAAUAUGGACCGUAAGACUCUUGAUGGCAGGUUAAUUUUUGUUGAUCUUGCCAAACCUGGGAAAGACCGGUUUAGAGGAUGCAUGAAAACAUGUGGACCUCCAAAGAAGCAGCAGGUGCAGGACACACAAGAUGAGGUUGCAGAUUGCUGGUACUGAUUAAGUUCUCUUUGAUACAUUGCGUAAAAUAACCAGAGAUUUUGUAAACGAAGGAGUGAGACAAAAUGGAGCACUUCAUUCAAGUAGAAUUGCCUAGUGCUAUCUCUGCGGCCGAAAACAUAUCAUAUCGUACCCAAGCACCAUAGCGGUGAAAGUGGCAUGGGUUUGAUCAGCUAGAUUGGCUUCAAACCACAUUACAUCACUUUAUCAUUGUAAAUUAUCGACACUGGCGUGCGUAAUAUUCGUCUAUAGAACUGUGCUAAACAGAAGCAAUGCUGCAUUGCCUGGAAUCGGACAAGUCAUGGGCUCAAGGACCACGGUGCACAGAACAAUCAGUAAUGUAAUAUAUUGUGGAAUUUGGUCGCUGAUUUAUUCAGAUCAAAUUUUCCGUGCUCAGGUAUAAUGAUGUGAUGUUUUAGUAAA